UCCACUUUUUCUUCGAAGAUGAUUCCGAUUCUCCCACCCACUGUAACGUCUCAACCAUUAAUGGCUUUCUAGCCGUUACAAUCCCCCACAAUAAUCUAUUCCCUUCCACCUUCCCUCCUAUAAAUUCCUCCUCCAUCGUUUUCCUUUUCAUCAUCGCCUUUUCAGAUCUGUUCAACUUUCCUUCAAUAUUCUCUGAUCGCAGCACAACAGAGCACAAUCAAUGGCGAAAUCAGCUACUCUCUCCUUUUUGCUUCUAUUCCUCUCCUUCCUUUCAGGACGUGAUUUGCUGGCGGUAAAUGCACAGAAAACUUGGUGCAUUCCGAAGCCUUCGUCGGAUCAAGCGACGUUGUUGGCGAAUAUCAAUUUCGCUUGUUCACAGGUAGAUUGCAGAAUAAUGCAAAAAGGAUGCCCCUGUUCUUAUCCUGAUACUUUGAUCAACCGUGCCGCCAUAGCUAUGAGUUUAUAUUACAACUCCAAGGGGAAGAAUCAAUGGAAUUGCGACUUCAGAGGCUCUGGUCUCAUUGUCAUCACUGAUCCAAGUUAUGGGAACUGUAUUUACCCUUGAAUUGAAGUAUAGGAGGCAAGGCAAUGAAUUACUUUUGCUCAAAAGCAAAUUCUAUUAGUUAUAAAGUGAUUUUUAGCAUAAAGUUAUAUGUAUUGUUUUUCAAAAUUAAAGUUGUGAUGUAAGUGGGAAGAGAUAUACAUUGAAGUUCUCUAGAAAAAUAGAAAUUUUAAAGAAAAAUAAAAUAAAAUAUAGAUAUUGAAUCUUUGUUCUAUUUCAACUACGUUGUUCAUGUGUGUGUUUUUUUAAAAAGGGAUUAAACAAUUUUUUUAAUUGUAAUAUCUAUUACUUA
Molecule: messenger RNA, 854 nt
Organism: Benincasa hispida (wax gourd)
Lineage: Eukaryota; Viridiplantae; Streptophyta; Magnoliopsida; Cucurbitales; Cucurbitaceae
Product: major pollen allergen Ole e 10
Source: RefSeq, a predicted model, not a curated record